AUGCCAGGCGGACACGGUUCCAGUUCGAGACAUCAUAAACUAACUCGAGAAGAAGAGCUUUUGUUGCAGGAUUUCAGUAGGAAUGUCUCCACAAAAUCGUCGGCACUUUUCUAUGGAAAUGCCAUGAUUAUUUCUGUCAUUCCAAUUUGGUUGUUCUGGAGAAUUCAUCAAAUGGAUGUCUAUGAGUCAGCUAUUCUCUUUGUGUUGGGCACAAUCCUCAGUUGUUAUUUAGUUGCGUUUGCCUACAAAAAUGUCAAGUUUGUGCUCAAACACAAGGUUGCACAGAAAAGAGAAGCUGCCGUCAAUAUGGAGAUGAUGAAGAAACUUGCAGAAGAUAAGAAGAUGAACAAGAAAGAAAAAGAUGAGAGGAUUCUCUGGAAGAAAAAUGAAGUUGCUGACUAUGAAGCCACAACUUUUUCUAUUUUCUAUAACAACGCCCUCUAUCUGACAUUGCUGAUCACCAUCUCAUUUUUUAUGCUGAAGAGUCUCAAUGCCACUUUGUAUCCUUUUUCAUCGACUUCAUUUUAA
This is a messenger RNA of Acanthosepion pharaonis, 528 nucleotides long. Lineage: Eukaryota; Metazoa; Mollusca; Cephalopoda; Sepiida; Sepiidae. The record is from the annotation of a GenBank genome assembly.